This is a messenger RNA of Trichoderma virens Gv29-8, 821 nucleotides long. RefSeq lists its product as uncharacterized. The record is from RefSeq and is a predicted model, not a curated record. The transcript is spliced from 4 exons. Bases 1 to 510 code for a protein of 169 amino acids. NCBI's taxonomy places the organism in Eukaryota, Fungi, Ascomycota, Sordariomycetes, Hypocreales, Hypocreaceae.
AUGGCGUCUGCCCAGGCAAAGGCUCAGGAUUAUCUGAGCAUCAUUGACAAGGAGCUCUCCAAAUACCCCGCCCUUAACAACCUCGAGAAGCAGAUUGGUGUUCCCAAGGCCUACGGCGUCGUCGGUGUUGCUGCUCUCUACUUCUUCCUCAUCAUCUUCAACAUUGGUGGCCAGCUCCUCACCAACUUUGCCGGCUUUGUUGUUCCUGGCUACUACUCUCUGGCCGCUUUGUUCUCUCAGUCCAAAGAGGAUGACACUCAGUGGCUGACGUACUGGGUUGUUUUUGCUUUCUUCACCGUCGCCGAGGGCUUCUUCAGCAUUGUUUACUGGUUCCCCUUCUACUUUGUCUUCAAGUUCAUCUUCCUGCUGUGGCUGGCUCUGCCCACUUUCCGCGGCGCUGAGAUCGUUUUCCGAUCCUUCCUUGCUCCUACCCUCGGCCGAUACUUCCAGGGCCCUGGUACUUCUGCUGGUCUCCGCUCCAAGACUGAUGCCUUUGACAAGACUCAGUAAAUUAUGCUAGCUUGAGCUGCUACUUGCACUUGGUCGCAAAGCUCAACCACUUGCUCGCCAAGUCCCGGACCAGGUGCUGUAGACCACAAAGAUGGACAAGAUUGAAUCAACCGAUUAUUGGGAAUAAAAUGGGGUAUCACGGAAUGGCCGGCACAUGCUGGAUUUCCGGAGAGGAAAUAGGUUAUGAGGGACCAAGAGCAUGGGACGCAGAAUUUCGAUAACGCAUGUUUGUCUUAGAAGGUGUCAUGACCUGGAGGUUGUAGGGCGCAAUCAAGUGCUGGUUGGACAAGAGAAUGCACAUGUGACAAUGG